CGCCGCUAAAAAAAGGCCUCACAAUUUUUACCCGGCCACCUCUUACUUCCCGUCCCUCGACAACAACAAAAAAAAGUUUCUCCCUUUUUAACCAUCCAUCCUCCAUCCCCUUGAACCUCACGAUCCCGUUGCGCGGCUCUUCGUGACAAGUCCCUCCCCACUCAGCCUUUUGUAUUGUUUUCUCCGGUUCGAUUCACACAUCACAGCCACAAUGGCCUCUUCCGUUCCCUCUACCGGCUCGGCCAAGGUCGACGCCGUCGUCGAGAAGGCUGCUGCCGCCGCCCCUGGCCAGCUUUCCGGCCUCGCCCUCUACUCCAGAUUCGCCCUUGCCGGUGCCGUCUGCUGCUCCGUUACCCACGGUGCUCUUACUCCCGUCGAUGUCGUCAAGACCAGAAUCCAGCUUGACCCCGCCACCUACAACCGCGGUAUGAUCGGCGGCUUCAAGCAGGUCAUCCAGAACGAGGGUGCCGGCGCUCUUCUCACUGGCUUCGGACCUACCGCUGCCGGUUACUUCCUCCAGGGCUCCCUGAAGUUCGGUGGAUACGAGUUCUUCAAGCAGCAGUCCAUCAACUUGAUCGGCUACGAGAACGCCGUCAACAACCGCACUGCUGUCUACCUCGCCUCCUCCGCUGCCGCCGAGUUCUUCGCCGACAUUGCCCUGUGCCCCCUUGAGGCCACCCGUAUCCGUCUCGUCUCCGAGCCCACCUACGCCAACGGUCUCAUCGGUGGCUUCAGCAAGAUGCUCAAGAACGAGGGUAUCGGUGCCUUCUACGCCGGUUUCGGACCCAUUCUGUUCAAGCAGAUCCCCUACACCAUGUCCAAGUUCGUCGUCUUCGAGAAGGUCUCCGAGGCCAUCUUCCGCCAGUACCCCAAGAACACCCUCUCCGACAGCGCCCAGACCGCCGUCAACCUCGGCUCCGGUCUCAUGGCCGGUUUCGCCGCCGCCAUCGUCUCCCAGCCCGCUGACACCAUGCUCUCCAAGAUCAACAAGACCAAGGGUCUCCCCGGUGAAGGCACCACCUCCCGCCUCAUCAAGAUCGCCAAGGAGCUCGGCAUCCGCGGCUCCUACACCGGUAUCGGUGCCCGUCUCUUCAUGGUCGGUACCCUCACUGCCGGUCAGUUCGCCAUCUACGGUGACCUCAAGAAGGCCCUCGGUGCCACCGGCGGUGUUGAGAUCUCCAAAUAAACAACGACUUGACGAACCGGAACGACGAGGCGAGAAGAUGGUUGGCGAAGAAGACGAAGAAGAAGAAGAAUGGUGUUGGUUUCUGGAUGAGGACAGAGAUGUCUCCUCCGUCCCCUCUUCAUCACCCUGGAUCCAGGAUUGUAUAACUCCGGGAAUGAACCUCAACGGCGGGGAACCACAUUUUUAUGAUAUCCUCUCACAGCAGCAAGCAGCAUUUGCCGCCCCCCCCCCCUUUCCUCCACUAGAUGGGGGGCUGCAUUUCUUCUCUGCAUUAGAAAUUUUUUCUUUAACGAACAUCGGCCUGGGCAAACUUCUUGUUUCAUCUGUUCAGCAAGACUCCUUGGAGGGCAUGGGGAACUUGGGGGUUAAUCUUUUCAGGAAAACUGCCUAUCAUAGAAGCAUAGAGCAUGAUAGACGAAAAGAUGGCUGGCCUGCCGGAGGGUUGUAUAAUAGUCGCUUUGUAGUUUGCAAUCAUAGACCGGGAGUUUGGACCUC
Messenger RNA from Colletotrichum scovillei, 1681 nucleotides. RefSeq lists its product as uncharacterized. NCBI's taxonomy places the organism in Eukaryota, Fungi, Ascomycota, Sordariomycetes, Glomerellales, Glomerellaceae. Gene Ontology annotation, biological process: mitochondrial phosphate ion transmembrane transport. The transcript is spliced from 3 exons. The record is from RefSeq and is a predicted model, not a curated record. Bases 212 to 1186 code for a protein of 324 amino acids. Gene Ontology annotation, cellular component: mitochondrial inner membrane. Gene Ontology annotation, molecular function: phosphate transmembrane transporter activity.